Messenger RNA from Guillardia theta CCMP2712, 1403 nucleotides. RefSeq lists its product as hypothetical. Bases 212 to 583 code for a protein of 123 amino acids. The transcript is spliced from 2 exons. The record is from RefSeq and is a predicted model, not a curated record. NCBI's taxonomy places the organism in Eukaryota, Cryptophyceae, Pyrenomonadales, Geminigeraceae.
CGACCUGAGGGAAUUGAGAUUCUUUGGUUUACAAUACCAUAACAGCUGUUGAACCAUUUCAAAGAUCUGGUCAACAGUUUAGGAGCUUGGUUGGACCAAGCGGAGAAUUCAUGAGAAUCGGAUUGUCUUUCAACGGUGGGUUCUUCAGUUCUGCUGCUACUUAGACACAUCCCGACAAUAGACAAGGAAAGGCAAUAAUUGGAGGGGCUUCAUGGUUCAUUGGAGGCCCAAGUCAGCAAAAGUAUAUCCGAUCCAACUGGACUGCAACAUCUUGGAAUUUUCCGUUGUUAAAAACAAUAAGGGUGCCCACGAGUUCUCGUCAAAAGUUCCUCAUCCAAUCGGUCUUGAUGGAGAAGGGGCUGGAACGGGAAUUGGAGGAACAGGAGGAGUGCAGGGAGGAGGCAAGGCAGCUGUACCUUUUGCACGGUCGCAUUCGUGUCAAAUGCCCUUGCAGUCAAAAAUCAAGCAGAGUGAGGUCGCGACGACGACUCGACCUGCCUCGAGGCAGUUUCAGCACAAGAGAGGCUCUGUGAGAGGGGCUGUAGGCAUCAGUGUCAUGAAGCAGCUCUUCUUCGGCUCCUGAUCCGCUGGUGUUAGGAUCCGCAAAGGGACCGUGAGCCAUUGCGAGGGUUGAGUUUUCUUUUGCUGUGUCCUGCCUUGAUCAGCGGUGCUAUGGCUUGGAUUCACCCCAUUUCUGGCUGCCCCUGGCAUGGUCACACAAUUGCUGGCUCCUGGGGGUGCGCCUCUCUUUUUCUCUAAGUCAUUUACGACUGGCUCACCCUCCCCUACCGCAUUUCUUGUUGUGAUGGGGCAGGAACCCUCCCGAAUCUCUUACUCCUUCUCUCCUUAUCCUCCUUCCUCUUCCUCUCCUUAUACUCCUUCUUACUCUCCCGGGCCUCCUCCAUCGGCUGGUGUGCCAUGCUGAUUGAUGGAUGUUGAUCGAAGUCUUGAAGGACGUUUGGGUCAACAUUAGAGAUGAAAGCACUUCGAGAUGCCGGAAAAGAACAUCUCGAGGCCACCUGUUUGGAUGCAAUCUUGUAUUGGCUUGUUGGUUGUAUCGUGCUGUGUUGUGUUGUGUUGGCUGUUGUGGUGGGAAGUCGAGGAAGUUCAUCGAUCCCUUUAUUUCAAGCACUUGUGCAAGUCAAUCUGAAGCCAGGUUUGACUAGGCAAGGGAGGAGAGAGAUGGAUUCGAAUCCCAACAGGGGAAGAUGAAGCAAAGAUCGUCAGGUUUGAGAUCGACGCCUUUGCAUUCGACGUGUCAGCCUCAUUCAGUCGUUUGAACAUGCAACCUACAUGACAAAAAUGCGGGAGGGGGAUGAUGAUAUCUUUAGUUAGGCUUGACUAUUUUGAUGUCAGCGAUGAAGUAUCAUGCUGAGCUUGAUUUGAUAAUGAAUCAGUUAUAC